CGAAUAUCUCUGAUGGCUAGUCGGAUAAGUGAGAAAAUAAGAAUGGUUCUUUGAGGUUGAGAUAAUUUAUUAAAAGAGAAAGGCUUGCCGACUGUUUCAGACCGAGUUUACUUACCUCACGAAUCAGUUGUGGUCAAUCUACUUACCAUACAAGCCGCGUUAAAAAAAUGUUUAUGAAAUGUGUUUCUGUGUUAGUGUUCUUGUUUUUUGUAAAUAUUUGGAUCACCGAUGCGGCCACAGGUCCUAGUCAUGGUAAACUAGUGGUAUGCUAUUUAGGAAGUUGGGCAGUAUAUAGAACUGGCAGGGGUUCAUUCACCAUUGAACAUUUAGAUCCAAACCUUUGUACUCAUCUGAUAUAUUCGUUUGCCGGUCUUAAUAUUAAAGAAGAUUCUUUAAGAUCACUAGAUCCCUGGCAAGAUUUGACUGAGGAAUAUGGAAAGGGUGGUUAUAAGAGGAUCGUUUCUUUAAAAAGUAAAUAUCCCCAUCUUAAAGUUAGCUUGGCUGUGGGAGGAUGGAAUGAAGGUUCUGCAAAUUAUUCCAAACUUGUUGCUGAUCCUCAAAGAAGAAGUAAAUUUGUUGGAAAUGCACUCGAUUUUGUAAGAAAAUAUAAUUUCGAUGGCCUGGAUCUAGAUUGGGAAUUUCCAGGUAAACGAGGUGGUGCUAAAGAAGAUAAAGUUAAUUUCCUGUUAUUAGUUAAAGAAUUAAGGGCAGCUUUUAGAAAAUACAAUCUUCUAUUAACAGCUGCGUUUGGUGCUGGUAAAGAUACUAUAGAUGUAGCUUAUGAUGUAGAAGGUCUUUCAGUAUAUUUAGAUUACAUCCAUAUGAUGUGUUAUGAUUACCAUGGAGCAUGGGAUAAACAAACAGGAGCCAACGCUCCUUUAAAAGGCACUGACACACUAAAUGUGGAAUAUACUAUUAACUACAUGCUUAGUCUAGGAGCACCAGCCAAAAAAUUAGUACUAGGAAUACCUUUAUAUGGUAGAACAUUUUUAAUAGAUGAGCCUUUACUAGAAACAUCCAAGAGGAAACCAAAAUUAGGCGCUCCUGCUUCACAUCUAGGUUUCGCAGGUCCCUAUACCGGAGAAGGUGGUUUCGUCGGAUAUAAUGAAGUUUGUUUGGAAUUGAAAAAUACCUCUCUGCACUGGAAAACAUACUGGGAUGAAGAAACGCGUACACCUUUUGCUGUAUCGAAUAAUCGAGUAAUGGUUUAUGAUAAUGAACAAUCCAUUGCGGAAAAAAUCCAUUUUGCAAUGGAAAAGGGACUUGCAGGUGCCAUGGUUUGGUCAAUAGACACAGACGACUUUCAAGGAGAUUGCUCAGAUGAAGCGAAUGAAAACUUUAUCAACUAUCCUCUAAUGAAUUGCAUCAACAAGUCGAUUGUAAAGAGUCUUGAGGAGUUGAAGAAUGUGAUAAGCGAUAACAAAACAGAUGGGGACGGUAGUAGUUUAGCGACAAGUAACAUUUUAGCUAUUAUUACUUUUCUUCUUUUUACUUAUUUCUUAUAGAUGUACAGAACUUAAUUUACCAUAGGCCGGAAUUUGUAAAUAGUUUUUUUUUAAAUAUUUUUCCACCAGUUAAAUUAAAUUAUUUUUUACUUUAUACAGUAUGUAAAUAAACUUUGGAUACCUAUUAUAUAAAAAAGUCAAAAACAAAAUCCUGCAUAUGGUUUUUAGUCUUAAAAUUCGUUUGUGAUAAAAGGUUAUAUUUUUUAACCGGUUGCAAUUUGUACUGUGUAAGCUUUAAACAAUUUAGAGAAAAGCA
Molecule: messenger RNA, 1761 nt
Organism: Psylliodes chrysocephalus
Lineage: Eukaryota; Metazoa; Arthropoda; Insecta; Coleoptera; Chrysomelidae
Source: the annotation of a GenBank genome assembly